UGGAAUAUCAUGUUAUAAAAUGAAACCUUGACAACUGAAGUUUAAUGUUACUAAUUACCUACCCACCCUACCAUGCAACGCCUGUCUGACACUGCCAGCUAUGGUACAUAAUUCAUGACACUGUUUCAUGUUGCUUGGGGCACCUCGCACCGAGGCGCUUCGUUACUCAUUGAGGUACUCUCGGAAGAGGGUGUGACAUAUUGUUUAAAUGCUUGGAUUAGAAUGAAGAUCCAAUACACGGUUGAUGUGAAUAAUAGACUUGAAUGAUACUGACUUAUGAAGUGGCUCGUCCUUCAAAUAGGAUGAAGCGAAAAGCUAACAAUCUCGGUUCUGAACAUUACUUUCUGUAAGCCGUAGGUAAAGUUACGUUUCGGAUGCUCUCAACUGGAUUUUCCUGAUAGCAUUCAUAUCGACACCAGGAGUAAAAAUAACGAAUUCAGUAAUGCGUGGUCAGCGCAUCAAGAUAAGGCGCCAAAAACUGCUGUCUAGUUCUCCUAAUAUGUACAGACAGAUACCAAUGUAACUACUGGAUACAUAUUGGAUAAAACUACAGACAUGUGAAGAUCUAGAUUUCACGUUCUAGCACCAUUUAUAUCAUGUACCGAAUGAGUUCUUCGUAUUCAAAAAACCAACAAACCAAGAUGUAGCUGAUAAAGUAGAUCGCUUGAUCCUUGGUGACCAUUAUCUCACUUUGGAGUGUUUCAUCAGAGAACAUUGGGUGAGCUAUUCCGAAUGAAUGCUCUUAGUGAACUUCCGUUUCGGAGAAGCUUUUCUCUAUUGGAUUCCUUCCUUGUUUAUUGUCCUGACUAUGAUUCUGGUCUUGUGUGCCUCCUUUUGGCGAUUUCAUCGGAAGAAAAUGAUGAAGAGAGUCCUCCAAUAUGACUAUCUCGAGGCUAACCUGGACGUGAAGCGACCACGUAUUGGGGCCAUUCAUUGUUUCUCUCACGAGGCGCAUGUCAGUGACCUAACCAUGUCUUUAUCCUCAAAUGACCUACCCUGGGGACGAUCCCCCAGACAGUUUUACAAUCGACAGUUCAGUCGCUCCAUCAGCAAUCCGGGAUUCGACCGGUACGGUAACCCAUUAGGUGUACUGCGGGAAGAGGCUGAAGGGAGGCAUUUACUCAGGCGCGAGACUGAGCCUUCCUGGCACCCCGGAACUCCUGAGGACCACGGUUACGACAACCCGGUCACACCGUCUGUCCUCAAUUCUUACUACGAGGACUGUGGCCUUCCUGUUCCGAGUGCUAAACCGCGCAGGAAAGCGCCGGUCACGAAGACUCGGUCACGAGGCGGUCUCGCAGCCACAUUCAUGGGGAAUUCGGUGUUUGAUAGUGACAGUAGCACACAAUCGGAGCUAUUUAACAGGAUGGAGACUGUCGUACACUCCCCUAGACGCUUGCCUGACAUGGAAAAUAGUUACUGGAAGUCAGUCGAUCCUAAAACCGUGGCGUCCAUGGGGAACAAAUCAAGCCCCGUUUCACUAAAUCCCGAUGACCCUAGAAGUCUUUCGCAGCAAUAUGAAUAUGAUCUUUACGUCGAAGAACAAAGCCAUGUGGCAAAGAGGAAAAAGAAAUCGAAAAAGUUAUUCAAGGAAUUAGCCAUGAAAGCGAUAGCAAAUAAUAAAAGUGAUGACAACGAAUCCUCAACGAAAAAAUCUAAGAAGAAAAAGAAAAAGGGACACAAGAAAAAAGUGCGUGACGUAGAGAUACCGGAUGUGACGUAUCCUAUCAGAAUAAACGACCCCAGUCGAGAGCGGAUAUUCUGGUUGUCCCCUAACGAUGUACCACAAUCAACCGUGUGAUUUCAUUCAGAUAGCUUCAUGUCUGGGUGAAACUCAUACUAAAUACAUGGUGUUGUUAAAAAAAUGUACUUGACAUACAAUGAUACCGUAUACGUGUAUACGACAAACUAUUCAGCAUUCCCUUGGGUAUUAUCAAGUCUUAGCUUUAUAGAAUUUAUCCAAGGAAGCAGUUUGAUAUUGUUUGAAAUAAAGAGUUUUGUAUAUUUAUGUAAGGGUAUGUGAUGCUAGGAAUGUUUCACUUCACCUGGUGAUUCACGUUAUGACGUGUUUCACGUUUCAUCAUGUUUUCUCAUGGCGUCCUGAUUCACAUUACGACGUGUUACGUUAUGUUUUUUCAUGGCGUCCUGAUUCACAUAACGGCGUGUUUCACGUUACGUCAUGUUUUCUCAUGGCGUCCUGAUUCACAUUACGACGUGUUACGUCAUGUUUUCUCAUGGCGUCCUGAUUCACAUUACGUCCCAUCACAUUACAUUCUCGCUUGUCGUGUCGUAUCAUCUCUCUUCUCUCUCUAGUCUGACUACAUGUACCUCACAACAGGUCACUGUGUAAUGAUACACGUGGUUCCCGUGACAUGAACUGAUCGACGAGUCCUAUCCUAACUCUACGGAAUCCCUUGAGGGACAAGUUUACUGGUGUGUAAACUGCAUUUUUACAGACAUUUCAAACAUCGCCCGCUGAAAUAUCUGGGUAUUUUUUCAUCGUUAUAUUUUAGUUAAUUCUACCAUAUUCAAUUGAUAUUCUAUUGGGAAAAAGUCAAAGGAGAAACGAAAAAUAGUCAUUGCGCAUUCACACUACUUGCGCAUGUGUACACCGGUCCGGCUAUGAACAUUUGCAGUGUAUUCCUACGCGUCAAAUUUGAUGUUUACACACUCGUAAACGAUGUUUUCGUCAGUAAGGUUAUAUAUAACGAACACACACCGGAAAUGCAAAUAUUUCUAAUUGAGCAGCUAGGCAAGUUCUGUUCAGUAAAAUGUUCACUUUUUAAUCAAGUAAUCGUGUCAACUUUCCAAAAUUUUAAUACGUAUCAUGUAUAUUCGUCUGCGCUGAAGCCGUCCAUUUUGCCGGAAAGCCUUACCACUUUUUGUAAUAUUUUCCAAAUAACAAAUAAGUUGUAAUAAUAAAUAACAAUUUGGAAUAACAAUUAAGUGGUAACUGAAAAUGUACCUCAACGACUUCCGUAACACUCUGAACUAAUCUAUAUCUACACUCUUGUCCUACGGGCUUGUAUCCUGGACUAGCCUUUAGGCCAUUGUAAACUCCACUUUGGUACCGGUGCACUAAAAUUUGGCACCCGAUCGAUGACGUCAUGUCCAAGAUUCUAACACAUUUAUAUCAUUGUCUUCUCUCUUCACCAGACUGCAGAACGUUCGGAAGAAGACUAUAAUUAGAACUUAAAAUCGAUAUAUAAAUAUGGCAAGGAUAGCAAAGGAACGUGAAUCUCUACAUGAAGCAAACCACCUACAGUGUAUAUGUAUAUAAUUCAUUGACGCUGUAUGUAAUUUACAUCUACAAAAAUAUUUAAGUGAGAUCCAACGUAAACAAGUUGAGAAUGCAUCAGGUGUAAAAUAGUUCCGAAUGCGCUUGUACGAUCUGUCUUCAUCCUGUGCUGUGUAUUUGUCCAUUGUCUGUCGAUAUAUACUAUAGAUAAAAUAUUCCAACCUCGCCUUCGAAUUCCAAAUAAUAUACGAAACAAUGAACGAUUCUGAAAGGGUCAAUGUUUAUAUAAAAGUUUAUAAUGGAAAAAACACGAACAUCUAAACCGUCCUUGAUGGUCAUACUACUAGUAUAUUUAAGAUGGAGUAUGUGUGUCUGUUCAGGGCGAUAUAUACAAUCUACAUAUUCGCUUUAUUGUAUCCAAAGAUUAGAUUAAGCAUAUGCAUACUGAAAGUUUCCUUUAAUUCCUUUUAUUACAAAGACUACAUUUCUUUAAUGACAACUUUCUGAAACAUUAAGGUAUGACAUUCGGCAAGAAAAGUGCUGGCACCUACGUUACAGACAUCCUUUGUCCGAAAAUACACGCCAUUGACAUGUAAAACAGGAAAACAUUAAAUAAAAUAUUUUAUUUUACACA
Messenger RNA from Pecten maximus, 3872 nucleotides. RefSeq lists its product as uncharacterized. The record is from RefSeq and is a predicted model, not a curated record. NCBI's taxonomy places the organism in Eukaryota, Metazoa, Mollusca, Bivalvia, Pectinida, Pectinidae. Bases 737 to 1801 code for a protein of 354 amino acids. The transcript is spliced from 3 exons.